AGUUGCUUCUCGGUGAAGAAAACACACAUGAGAAAAACAAUCCUAGAUGUGGGAUGAAUGGGAAACAUUCUAAAUGUGCCUUUCUGAGAAGAAACAGUUUAAUCAUUAGCGUACUGAUUGGGGUGGCUUUAGGAUUUGUCAUUGGCUUUGGUGUGAGAGUUGUGGAGCCUUCAGAAAAUGCUAUCAUUUGGAUUGGUUUAUCAGGAGAAAUUUAUAUGAGGGUGUUGAAAAUGAUGCUUCUUCCUUUGGUCGUGUCGACUAUCAUAACAGGAGCUGCUUCUAUGGACCCAAAAUCAAACGGGCGGAUAAGUGCCCUCUCUGUGGGUUACAUCAUCAUUACCAACACAAUAGGAGCCAUCAUUGCAAUAAUUGUCUUCUUAAUGAUCCAGCCAGGAAAAGAUUUGAAGAUCCCUAGUUCUGAGAGCAGCGAUUCUGUACAGACAGACAUUGAAACCAGCGACAUGUUCGCCGACAUGAUCAGGAACUUUUUUCCAGAUAAUUUAGUGACGGCUUGUUUUCAAAAGACUCAGACUAAAUACUCGCAUGUCCCACGAGUUGUUAUGAUGAACGGUACCAAUAGUUCGGUUACAGUUGUACAUAAAUCCCUCUCAUCAACAUCAGGGGUUAACAUUCUGGGACUUAUUAUUGCUUGCUUGCUAUUUGGUAUCACUGCCAGUACGUUAGGAAAGAGGGCGAAACCUUUCAUAGAAUUGUUUGAAACCAUAUCCAUUAUAGUUAUUAAACUAUUAAAGUGGAUCAUUUGGAUGACCCCUGUUGGAGUUGCAAGUUUGAUAGCUACAGCCAUUUUGAAAGCACAUGACAUAGAAAACGUUUUCAGCAGUAUGGGCAUGUUUGUUCUAGCCCAUGUGGUUGGGUUAUUAUUUCAUCAGUUGGUCCUUAUUCCAGUCAUCUAUUUCAUAGCAACGAGAAAAAACCCUCUCUAUUUCUUCAGUGCUAGCCUUCGGCCUUGGUUUACUGUAUUUGGACCACCUAGCACUCUCCUGUCAACUGUGGGCUCUUUCGCAGUUCCAUCUGUCCCCAGUGCCAGUAUUGUGUCUCUUCUGGUUGUUCUGUCUUCCAUUGACAUUGAAGUACACAAUAUAGGUCUUCUUAUGGCCUUGGAGUGGUUCAAUGACCGUUUUCGAACUACUAGCAACACGUUGACCAUCAUUGUGGGGGCAGUUGUUAUUGAAAGACUCUGUCGGUCUAGUCUGAGGUCGGCAUCAAACAACAGUCUUGAAGAAGAUCCCACGAAAGAAUCAGAGAUCAAAGUUAUUGUUGAUAAUGGAUUGAAUACCUCAAAGAUUUGAUAACAUGCUAAUUGG
Messenger RNA from Saccostrea cuccullata (small rock oyster), 1325 nucleotides. RefSeq names its product excitatory amino acid transporter 2-like. NCBI's taxonomy places the organism in Eukaryota, Metazoa, Mollusca, Bivalvia, Ostreida, Ostreidae. The transcript has 10 exons. Bases 54 to 1310 code for a protein of 418 amino acids. Gene Ontology annotation, biological process: L-glutamate transmembrane transport. Gene Ontology annotation, molecular function: neutral L-amino acid transmembrane transporter activity; L-glutamate transmembrane transporter activity; glutamate:sodium symporter activity. Gene Ontology annotation, cellular component: plasma membrane. The record is from RefSeq and is a predicted model, not a curated record.